Leguminivora glycinivorella is the source of this 3533-nucleotide messenger RNA. It is a transcript of the gene pio, whose product is annotated as cuticlin-4. Bases 303 to 1535 code for a protein of 410 amino acids. The record is from RefSeq and is a predicted model, not a curated record. NCBI's taxonomy places the organism in Eukaryota, Metazoa, Arthropoda, Insecta, Lepidoptera, Tortricidae. The transcript is spliced from 10 exons.
AUCACCCCGACAACCGAUCGCGCGGCCGCGAUGCCCAUCGCAACGAAACCCGACAACGAAACGCUUUUAAAACUAAACUAAAACAACCAAAAUCGAACGCGCGAAUUCCAGAAUACUCCCCAAAUUCAAAUUUAGAAUUUAUACUUUUUAAAUCGCGCGAGAAUAAAAGCAUAUGGCCAGUCCAAGGAUGUAAACUUUUUUUGUUAUGACCAAGUGAAUUGAAAUGUGGAUCUUAUGUGUAUAGUGUAAAGUUCAGUUUUAAAGUGUUUAAGGAUUAAAAUAAGUUUUUAAAAGACUGAGCCAUGUGGAGUAUACUUCUAGUCCUGUCGCUUCUAGCGACCGCGCGGUCAAAACAGCUCCCGACUGCCACAGAGCUAUCCACAACAGCGAUAGCGAAAGCGACAGACGAGGACACGACACCGUGGCCAGGCUCUCUCGCUCCCUUAGACACGCUGGCUGUCGCGUGCGAGCGAGACAGCAUGCAUGUCACCAUCACGCUAGCGCACAACUCUGUGUUUGGAGACAGUCUCUACGACACAUUCAACGGUAUAGUCUACCCAGCAGGCCUGGGCAGCAACUCAUCCUGUCUGCGAGAGUACGUGGAGAAGCGAGGGGACCUGCAGUACACUUUGCCGCUCAAGGGCUGCAAUACCAUGUCCACUGACAACGACGAUGGCACCGUCGAAUACUUCAACAACAUCAUCGUCCAGCCCCACCUCCGCCUCGUCACCGGCCAGGGUCGCGGGUACCACGUCAGGUGCCGAUACAGAAGGAGGGACCUGGCUCAGUUCCAUAUCUACCCUAGAGCAUCAGCUCUUAGUUCCAACACUCUUGAAGAACGAGAGGAUUUCGAUGAAGACUCCGGUCUGCUGCCGUCCGUUACGAUGAAAAUUUACAAAGGGGACCCGAAAGAUAAACAGGUGGCGUCCAACGUACGGAUCGGCGACACGCUAACCCUAGUGGUGUCUCUGGAGAAACAGAAACGGUUUGGUCUCCUCGUUUCCGAGUGUUCCGUGAGAGACGGACUGGGCUGGGCAGAACAGAGCCUAAUCGCUGAUGACGGUUGCCCGCUAGAUGGCGAGAUAAUGGGCAUGUUCCAGUACGGUGACGAGCGACAGGACGCACGCGUGUCGUUCCCGGCACACAAGUUCCCUUACACCGCUAGCGUGUAUUAUACUUGCGAAGUUAAACUGUGCGACUUGAAUCAUCCUACCGACUGUGAGCCCUGUUCCCACAAGCGACGCGUGCGGCGUCAAGAAGAAGGCUCACCAGCCACUGUCGAAGUCUUCUCUGGGCUUUACGUCAACGAGCAAGACUCGCUUGACAACGAGGUUACAACUGAAAAGAAAGAAGACGAGAUCUGCAUAUCGCAGCGCAACUUCGCCAUAGGCAUUUGCAUCGCUGGCGUUAUUUUAAUGGCGUGUGUCAUUGCCGCCAUCGCCUUCAUACUAGCGCGCAGACGCGGCAAGAGCCACUCCGGCAGUUCGUUGUACAGUGGACCAUAUACUAAUACUGGGUAUUCGCAUACUAGCUAAACCAACCGCAUGACGCCAUAGACUUCAGUGGACGCCAUACACUUCAUCGCGGCAAGAACCAGUCUGGCAGUUCGUUGUACAGUGGGUCUUAUACUAAUACUGGGUAUUCGCAUACUAGCUAAACCAACCGCAUGACGCCAUAGACUUCAGUGGACGCCAUACACUUCAUCGCGGCAAGAACCAGUCUGGCAGUUCGUUGUACAGUGGGUCUUAUACUAAUACUGGGUAUUCGCAUACUAGCUAAACCAACCGCAUGACGCCAUAGACUUCAGUGGACGCCAUACACUUCAUCGCGGCAAGAACCACUGGCAGCUCACUGUACAGAGGCCCUUAUACUAGUGGGGUUCUAAUACUAGCUAAACCAACCUCAGACGAUGUGACGCCAUAGACUUCAGUUGACGCCAUCGCCUAUUUACUAGCGCGCAGACGCGACGUCAUUCCGGCAGUUCGCUGUAUAGUGGCCCUUAUACUAAUACUGGGUAUUCGCAUACUAGCUAAAUAGAUUACCAACCUCAUGACAGUCACGAUGACGCCAUGGACUUGACUUAACGCCAUUGCCUUGACGUCACGCCGUAGUCUUCAUAUGACGCCAUAGUGAUCAACCUCGCGCGCGAGAGCCAUUCAGGCAGCAUAGUAGAUGAUUCUGUAAUUUCCUAUUUUUCGAUAAUAUAAUAAAACUACAAAAAUAAUGAAAAGGGUAUCUAUCAUAUCAUAGUUAUUCUUACAAAUUCAAAUCUUUUUGACGCUUAUUAUAAAAUGAUUUAGAAGACAAAAUAAAAAGAGAUUUAAAAAUCUUGACUGCAAAAAUAAAGGUCAGCUGUAACAAAAGGUCAAAAAUAAACUGGAAAAAGUUUUAUCGUCGGGGGCGGGUUGUAACGAACUUUAAGAUUUAGAAUUUGAAAGAAACAAAACAUCACAAAAGUAAUCGCCAUUUAAUAGUAUCAGUAAUUAAGAAUUCAAUGACUUUGAGUGAAAAAUUAGAGUUCUAAUGUUUUUUUUUUAUUUCUUGUUUUUACUUAGUAUGAAAAAGUAUUGGCAACCUCAAAUAUGAACAGUUCUAUUGCAUAGCUUCUUAAUGUAAAAAUCUAUAAUAAUGUUUACAAUAAGAAGGUAUGUUCAAAUAGAUACCUAAUAGAUAGAAAAUAACAUUUUAUCACAAUUUAAACGCUUUUUGUCGGUUUCAAAGACAUCGAAUAGAUUAAGUAGCGGAUAGUCGGGAAACGAAUUAAUAAUGAUAUUAAAAUAAACUUAGGUGUUCCUUAUUAUUAUACAAAAUUGUGAUAUUUUCGCAAUUUAUGUUUAGCCACAUUUUGUAAUAUAUUCAAUAUUCAUAUUAUUAUCAUGUUUUGUGUUCUAAGCAUUGACCAAUGAAUUAAUAGUCAAAAACAAACAACGAAAAUUCAAAAAUAUUAAACCUAUCUCUAAAUAAAAUGUAUUUGAUAUAUUGUCAAAAAUGUCAUUAGCAUUCACUAAAUGUCAGAAAAAUUCAAUUUCGUAACCAGUUACAAUCGAAUUUAAUACUGUUUUGUAACUGGUUACGAAACAUCGAAGAAAUAUUUUUUUGCUUUAAAUUACCAAAUUAAAAAUAUGUAUGUAUGUCGGUCUAAUGUAGGAACACCUCAUUCAGUCAUAUUUAGCAUAAGUUUAGUUUUACAAAUAUGUAUCUAGUAGUACAGUAUUAAAUAUAAAGUGUUACCAAAUCAGUCACAGAUAUUUUUACGGCUUAAUAAAAUAAUUAAAUGAGAUCUCUCUGAACACUUUUAACACAUGAAGGACAGUGUUAUACAUCCUGACAGGCAAUUACAUUAUAGGGGAUGGCUAUUCAGAAAAUAAAUCAAAAUAUUUUUUUUGUUAAGAACAUGUAAGCGAAAAUUUAGUUUUCAGUACAGAUGGUGUUUUUUUUUACGCACUAGUGCGAGAAGUGGUUCAUUAUAUGCCAGGUCGAAACUUCGGAGGCUCAUCUGUACUGAAAAACGUCGUACGAUACACGUGCGAAAA